Molecule: messenger RNA, 735 nt
Organism: Eimeria mitis
Lineage: Eukaryota; Apicomplexa; Conoidasida; Eucoccidiorida; Eimeriidae
Product: SAG family member
Exons: 7
Coding region: 1-735 (244 amino acids)
Source: RefSeq, a predicted model, not a curated record
AUGAAAAACUUCAACUCGGUUCUGCUGGCCGUCGCCCUUCUGGGGGCCGCCCGAGGAGUGAACGGCCAGGACCCCGCUCAAAAAGGGUCGGCAGAGUCUGCCGACUGCCUUGCGGACUUCAACACCGCUCGAGAACGUGCAGACCUUGAAGCUUUCACUGCAGAGACCAAUGAGGAACAAAAAAUGCCAAUAAAAAAUGAAAGCUACAUCAAGGCUUUGCAACCCAUUGCCUUGCAGCGUGUUUCUGGCUUUGUGGAGUUAUCGUGCCCGAGCCCGGCCUACGUGAACUUCGGGGAGCUCCCUUCCAAAUACGAGAAAGAAGAGACAGGAGUGUAUGCCGAAAGCCGUAACCGCUCGCUCGUGGCCCUUUACAACCCCAAGGAAGGCGCCACUGUCGAUUGCGCCUACAUCACUUGUCCGGCCUCCACCGCAACCAGCACAACCACAACUAGCACUACAGCGCAAAGCUCUCAGGAGACAACACCAAAUCCGAGCGAUUCAGGACAGAACCAGGAGAACGGAUCGAACAGAAGACGCCUCUCUGCCUCCUCAGAGACUGUUACCGGCCUCGUUUGCCUCACAAAUCCUGCAGCUCUUGAAGCUGGGCAUAUGCCAUUCUCCGAGGAGAUUUGGGCGAACAUCAAGGAGGCCAUAGAAAGCUCUGCUUCUGCCUCAACGCAGUCCGCUCUCCUUGCUACUGCUUUAUUUCUGCUCACUUCUUUCGUCAUUCUCUAG